Messenger RNA from Talaromyces rugulosus, 1323 nucleotides. RefSeq lists its product as uncharacterized. Lineage: Eukaryota; Fungi; Ascomycota; Eurotiomycetes; Eurotiales; Trichocomaceae. The coding region runs from base 1 to 1323 and encodes 440 amino acids. Gene Ontology annotation, biological process: positive regulation of transcription from RNA polymerase II promoter by galactose. The transcript has 4 exons. Gene Ontology annotation, cellular component: nucleus. Gene Ontology annotation, molecular function: DNA-binding transcription factor activity, RNA polymerase II-specific; zinc ion binding; RNA polymerase II cis-regulatory region sequence-specific DNA binding. The record is from RefSeq and is a predicted model, not a curated record.
AUGUUUGGCACGUUGGUCUCCGCCGCCUUUGACCGAGGAACCUUGGAGUACAUUGAGAAUCCAGAUCCUGUUGCUGCUGUCAGCCGUAAUCUCCGAGACAAGAUACACAUUUCUUGCAUGUUUUGCCGCUCUAGAAAGGUACGCUGUUCUGGAGGACGGGGAGGAUGCCAAAGAUGCGUGGCCAUGGGAUUCGAAUGCGUCUAUCCGGAAAACCAGAAGCGGAACAAACGACAGGAAAAGAACAAAAGGAGUCGGACAGCAAUUCAGCGUAAUGAAAACACCUCGACCCGGAUUGUGAGCGAUGAAGCAGACCUUUGCUCCAGGAACGACCACGGAAAGCACGGGGAACAAUUGGCCUUACAUGACUUGCAAAAUAGCAUGUUCGACAAUAGCUGCAUCGAGAACUCUUUUUUUGCGCCUUGGGUUGUGGAUAGUCCAAGGCAGCACGGCUUUGACUGCGGAUCGAGCUCCAGCAGUAGUAGCUGUCCAACUUCCGCCGUAGGCCUUACAAGAAGCGAAUCGCCUUUUUCGGCACGGAGUGGUAGUGACACGGCGGCGGCAAGUCGUGGCCAAGCUCUGGAACUAUCUACGGUGGAUACGUCGCUACUCGGCCUGUCGGCUAUAGACAGCGUACCAGAUUUAUCUUGGGGGGAAGAACCUGACAUAGCGCAUGUCGACAUCGCUUGGGAGAUGAAUACCGAUGGACACGAUAUGGCGGGCUCAGCAUUAGAAUCGCUCUCUCUCGAGCCUCGAGGCAAACCAUGCGCAGAAUUCGACAGCUGUUGUUGUCUGCUGAGCUCCAUAUCCAUUCUUGAGAGACUUGUCUCCAGAUCUACUUCUAGCGAGAAUCGUAUCGAUCUAUUACUCGGCGAAGUUCGCAGUUCCAUUGAAAUGUUGGCGAUAUUUAUGGCAUGUGAGAGGUGUGCGACUCGAGUAGAGCAGAACAUGUUGCUGGCCAUGGUGGCCAGGCAAAUAAGCGUUAUCCUCGAAAAGACGGCCAACUGUUGCAAAGAUAUGCAUCUGUCUGGCCUAGGUGACACAAACUCACCUCAGCAAAUACCCGAGCUCAAUACCUCUACUAUUAACCCUGUCGACAUUUCCGUGUCGACCUACCGCGUCAACCGACGUGAGAGGCGACACCUGCUUAGAAGCCUAGUGACUCUCCAGAUUGUAGAGUUUCGACAGCAAAUCAAUACAAUCAAAUCCCGAUAUCGCAAUCGGCCAAAUCAGGGCCAAAUGGAGGCUCUUAUUGAGGCAGAAAACCAUAUCAAAUUAGCACAGGUUGCUAUCAGCAGCCAUUCAAAUAUUCAUGACAGCUUAUGA